Mitosporidium daphniae is the source of this 351-nucleotide messenger RNA. RefSeq lists its product as uncharacterized. The coding region runs from base 1 to 351 and encodes 116 amino acids. NCBI's taxonomy places the organism in Eukaryota, Fungi, Microsporidia. The transcript has a single exon. The record is from RefSeq and is a predicted model, not a curated record.
AUGUCUACGCUUUGUUUGUGGAGAGAUCCAUCAGAGCUGCAUCACAAGCGACAAUUUUUUUUGGUCUGCCAUAAGGGCGAACGCGCAAAGUGGCUAAACGAUCGCUCCAUCCCCGUCAUUCAAGUUGUCCAGAAUAUGGAGGUCUUUUGCUGCGAAUCACAGGGACAUACUGGCGAGUGGAUUCGUCCCUCCAAGCAGAUGCUCUCAAAUGCAUUUGGCGAAGAAGCCAGCUUGGACAUCCAUCUUGUGAUUGAAAGGAUCCUUUCGGAGGGCACUGAGGAGGAGUAUCACAAUGCCGCUAGCCAUCUCACCAGAAUUGGGUCCUACAAUAAUCCAAAUCUCCAACGUUAG